CAGAAAAUCCCUGAAACGGUUGGAGGGCCUGCUUCAAGGGCUGCUCUCUUUCUAAGCACGAAGGUGGUGACCAGCUUUGUAAUCGCGAGGUGGCUUCGUCGUCAGCCUAGCAGCAUCGCGCACUGCUUGAACCGCAGACCCGGGCACCGCCUCUUCUAGCCACAAUGGCGCGAUUGAGAAGUCCCGCUCAGUCGCCUCCCGCGACGUGUCUAAUCCUGCACAUGCUAAUGAACCAACGAUUACCGAUGGCGCCCAAGUAGACCCGCCUCUAAUCGGGGAGGGAUGGGGGUAUAUAAGCGACAUAUCACGAUCCAGUAGAACCAUCGACCAUCUCCUUCCCCAUCUCCCUCGCUCAACAACAUCGAUAUGUCCAAGUACACGCUUCAUACCUUCGGCGGGUCUGUGUGGGCGGCUGCACCGGGCCUUGCAGUACUUGAACUUGGCCUCGGCGACGCGGUCGAGCUCAAGACCGUCAACCUCGUCGAGGGCGAGAACUUCCGCCCUGAAUUCCUCGCCAAGAACCCACACGGCACCCUCCCCACUCUUGAGACACCCGGCAAGAAUUUGACAAGCACGGCGGAAGUUAUCAAGUUCUUCGUCGAGAACGCUCCCAACAAGGUCAAGGCCGGCAACACCGAGUUUAUCACGGAGAUCCACGAGGACAAGUACGACCCGAACUUCGCGUUCCUCUUGGCCCGUUCCGAUGCCGAGCUCGCAGCCAAAGCCGGCGGUUUCCCGGGCCUCUUCCUCGCCAACCGCCAGCGCGCCCUCGAGGAGCAGUCCGCCCGCCCCGAAGCCGCCCCCUACAAGACCUUCUACGAAGAGAAGAAGAAGGCGAACGGCGGUCUACUGGCAAUCUUCCAGGGCAAGGUCCCCGCGGAGGUCAAGGAGGGCUUUUUCAAGACCUCGCAGGCGCACUUUGAGAACGUAAAGAAGUACCUGUAUGAGGUAUUGCCGAAGCACCUCUCCUCCGCAAGCCCCUUCCUCGGCGGCGCCCAGCCCGGCGAGGACGACUUCCACCUCGGCGCGUGGCUCACGCGCAUCGCGGCGGUCAGCGGCGCGCAGAAGCCCGAGGAGGCCGCGGAGAAGCUCGCGGCCAACUUUGGCGCGCCUGUCCCGGAGAAGGUGCUGGCGUACUGGGACGCGUGGGUGGUGCGGCCGAGCUGGAAGGAGGUGUAUGAUGGGAAGUGUCAUUGAGGGAGGCUGGGAAGGGAGUGAACGAAGGAGAAUGCUUUGAGAAAGAGGAGAUAGAGAGAGAAGAGAGAAGGAGAAUGGAUACUAGAGGACAAUGUACUUUCAUGACGAACGAUGUGAGUGUAGGAUUUGAUUCCGAGCCCCAU
Schizophyllum commune H4-8 is the source of this 1340-nucleotide messenger RNA. RefSeq lists its product as uncharacterized. The record is from RefSeq and is a predicted model, not a curated record. Bases 367 to 1197 code for a protein of 276 amino acids. The transcript is spliced from 6 exons. Lineage: Eukaryota; Fungi; Basidiomycota; Agaricomycetes; Agaricales; Schizophyllaceae.